Molecule: messenger RNA, 1863 nt
Organism: Blepharisma stoltei
Lineage: Eukaryota; Ciliophora; Heterotrichea; Heterotrichida; Blepharismidae
Source: the annotation of a GenBank genome assembly
AUGGCGAGCAUAAUAAGUGUCGAUGAAGGCUGCUUAAUAGCCAAUUUAUCAAUAUCAACCCCAAUUUCUCAAGUUUUUGACAUUGUGUCCUCAAGGACCAGCAUCAAUCGAAGUCUGCUUAUAAUUUUCAACACAAAUGGGAUCGUGAUCAACGAAAAUGCACCCUUGUCGCAGCAGAUCCCUGAAAACUCUUUAGCUAAUUUAUAUCUGUUUCGCAAAGACAAAAUAAAUCUAGAAAUUUGUGUAGAACGAAAAGAUUUUAGCUCGUUUAACCGGUACCCAAUUGACUACUACCACGAGCCAUUUCCAUUUUCCGAAUAUGAUGACUUUCCUUCCGGCUAUGAAAAAAUCCCUAUAAUAGAGAAUUCUUUAUUUAAGCUCUCCCAAAACGCCAGAGAAUUUUAUGCGAAAUAUGUGGUGCUAUUAGAGUAUCUUAACGAAACCAAGCAGAUGCUAGAAAUUAGGCUAGAAGCCUCUGAUGUUUUGCUGAAGAAUUUGCAGCUUUAUUAUAAAGAAAUCAAGCAUCAAUGGAAAAAUUUAUCGUCAAAAGCUCUAGAACUGCAAAAAAACGUAACUAUAAUGGCAAGCCAAUUCAACCCAAACCAGCUGCAGAGAUAUGGAGACCCUAUAGAUUCGCUGCUGCAAGAAGGGAAGUUUAAGAGGUUUAAUAGAGAUUUGCAGAUGAGGGUCAAUAAUUUUGUGACGAAAGUAGACGAUUUAAAUGGAAGCAUUUUGAAGCCGAUAAAGGAAAAUAUUAGAGAUGCAUCAGAAUCAAUUGAAAAGGUCAAGUUUACAGCUGACACUUUUUUUGAGACUUAUAAGAGCAGUGGGUUUGAGUCAAGAGAAGGCCUUUUUAUUGAAGGACUUUUUGCCUGCAGGCUAUAUAUGGAUUUUCGUGACAAGCUAGAAAAGGUAGUAGAUGUAAACCAUACGCCAAAGAGGGAACUGGCUAAUCAGCUGCUGAUGAUGGAAAAUGAGGUAAAUUCGUAUAAUGAAAGUCUUGUGCAGCUACAAAGAUGCUUAAAUGAUGUAAUUCCUUUAGAAAAAGAUAUGCAGGUUAAUGUAAAAAGGAUUGGGCAGCUUUAUGGCGUAAAAGUUGUCAGGAUGAUUGUAGAGUCUGCCCACAAGCUGAAAUACAGAGUCAAGGACAAGCUGCUUAAACUUAAUGAAAAAUAUGAAAAUUUGUUAAAACAAAGCGAAUUUUUAAAAGUCCCGUCACAGCUAGAAGAAGCCUGUGCAGCUGCCAAACGAGAAGUCAGAAACUCUACAAUGAGGUCGCAGAAUGCGCUAAACUUAUACUACCAGCUAUGCAAAACUCUAAUUGAGGACCAAACUCAAAGAGAAGAAUUUUUGGAAAGAUAUGGAAAUGUUCUUCCCAAAAAUGCAUUUCCAGAGCUGAUUCAGCCAGUCAUGAAAACUAAUAGACUUAAGCAUCUGCUGAAUAUCCCUGAAAACAUAGAUAUAAGCCAAGAAUUUGAAUUCCGUAGCACUCAGUUAAACAAUGAGCAAAUUAUUGCUCAUUAUGAAGCAAAAUUAGUGAAAAUGGAAAAAAAUUAUCAAAAAAAGCUUGAUGAGUCUAAAAAACAAGAAGAAAGACUGGAAAAAGACAUGGUCAGUCUAUCACACUCAUUGGUAAAGUCGUCUCGUGAAAAAGACGCAUUGGAAAAAUCAAUUAAAGAUUUGUCGACUGAGCUUUAUUUGUUGAAAGGAAAAGGCAAUGGAGAUAAGAUUGCAAGGAAUUUCCAAGAAGAAGUCAGGAAGCUGAGGGAAAGAGAAGCUGCAUUUAAGCGAAUGCAUAUGGAGAACCUAAAAGCUUUGAGGGAAGAAAAUAAUAAGCUGAAGCAAGAAUUAAAAGGAAAUUAA